GGCUCAGAAUCAACAGUUACCAGUGAACUGACGAACAAGACUCACUCAAAGGAAUCUUCCACUGCCGCCCAGCCAUGAAGUAUCCACUUCUGUUGUUAGGAAGCCUCAGUUUGGCCCACGGACUGGCCUUGUACUAUCCCUAUGCGUACACUGCCGAGGGAUCCGCCGUGUUCACGCCCACCCAGCGCCAGUAUAUCGCCAAGGAUGAGUUAGGUCAGUACUCCUAUGGCUAUUCGGAACCCUUGUCCAGCAAACAGGAGACCCGCACCCUUGACGGAAUCACCCAAGGAUACUAUAGUUACCGGGAUGCGGCUGGAAAACUCCAGACGGUUAACUAUGUGGCCGACAACGAAGGUUUCCAUGUGGCAGCCACUAAUCUGCCAAAGGCCAAAGUUCCCCAGGAGUCGCUUGAAUUUAGUCCCAGGAGCGCGUCGCAUCCGGUAGAACAUCAUGUCGAGCAUCACGCGGAGGUGUCGCAUCCUGUAGUUCAGCAUCCUAUUGGCCACCAUCCCGUUGAAGUUCCACAUCAUCACACUGUUGUUGAAAGCGGACGAAGUGCCCAUCCAGAUGGACACCAUCCCGUCGAGCACCACGAUCACUCCGUUUCUGUUGUCCAGCAUCCUGGUGGCCACCAUUCCGUUGAGGUUCCACAUCAUCACACUGUUGUUGAAAGCGGGCGAAGUGCCCAUCCAGAUGGACACCAUCCCGUCGAGCACCAAGAUCACUCCGUUUCUGUUGUCCAGCAUCCUGGUGGCCACCAUCCCGCUGAGGUCCCUCAUCCUCACACUGUUGUCGAGAGCGGCCGAAGUGCUCACCCAGAUGGACAUCAUCCCGUCGAGCACCACGAGCACCCUGUUCCUGUAGCCCAGCAUCCUCUUGGUCACCAUCCCGUUGAGGUUCCUCAUCAUCACACUGUCGUUGAGAGCGGCCGAAGUGCUCAUCCAGAGGGACACCAUCCCAUCGAGCACCACGAGCACGCGGUUUCUGGCGCAGACCCAUCCGGUUCCCAUGGUGGCCACUCCCAAUUGCCUCAUCCCGUUGCUGAUACCGCUGAAGUGGCUGCGGCCAAGUCCCUUCAUCUUCAACGCGUCCACGAUGAAGGCGUGCGCAACCAGGUGCUGGCCAAGAUUCCAGUUGCCGUGGCUCGCAGCCACCAUAUCGUGGUUCCUGCUCCAGUCUACGGCUACACCAUUCCCAGGUACUACACCCCCGGAUUCUACUACUGAAUGACAGCUGCCUUCGCACUAUUUGGUUCAUCAUUUAAGAAUUUCGAAUUUAAAAUAAAAAUUGUCCAUCA
Messenger RNA from Drosophila simulans, 1297 nucleotides. It is a transcript of the gene Cpr72Ea, whose product is annotated as E3 ubiquitin-protein ligase Arkadia. Gene Ontology annotation, cellular component: chitin-based extracellular matrix. The transcript has a single exon. The record is from RefSeq and is a predicted model, not a curated record. Lineage: Eukaryota; Metazoa; Arthropoda; Insecta; Diptera; Drosophilidae. Bases 75 to 1226 code for a protein of 383 amino acids. Gene Ontology annotation, molecular function: structural constituent of chitin-based larval cuticle.